Molecule: messenger RNA, 1489 nt
Organism: Monopterus albus (swamp eel)
Lineage: Eukaryota; Metazoa; Chordata; Actinopteri; Synbranchiformes; Synbranchidae
Exons: 10
Coding region: 82-1290 (402 amino acids)
Molecular function (GO): GTPase activity
Source: RefSeq, a predicted model, not a curated record
AUCUGCACUGGAGAGUCUUGGUGCAACCCCGAAACUCUUCCCCCGGCACUUCAGGAGAGGUAGCAGGUGAAUGUGAGCAUAAUGUCAGGUAGAAAGUCCCGGUUUGUGGCGAACCCUCUGGAGUCUGCGAUCACCACACCGAGUGAGAGGAUACUGAAGGAAUGCCACAGUUUGUAUGUGGACAGUGACAACGGCCUAGUGAAGAUAGCCAGCAGCAUUGGAGUCCGACUCCUGCCUCCCAGAAAGAAGAUCAUCGUGAUGAUAAUGGGUAACCACUCUGCAGGAAAGAGCUCCUUCAUUAACUGGUAUGUUGAAGAGCACAUACAGAAAACAGGCGUUGCCAUUGAAACACAGGGGUUUACGUUCAUCACAAGUGGUCGCAAAAGAGAAUCUUUGACGGGGAAUGCGACGCUACAUCUCUACCCGCACUUUCGACCACUCCUUGAGUUCAAAGGUGUUACCGACUACCUGUCUGCGGAGAUCUCCACCUCUAAGCAGAAGAAGUUCAGCCUGGUGACAUUUGUGGACACUCCGGGUUUGGUAGACGGGGACAUGAUCUAUCCUUUCGAUGUGAACAGCGCCAUCACAUGGUUGGGAGAACAGGCCGACCUGAUCUUUGUGUUCUUUGACCCAAUGGGCCAGGCACUGUGCAAGCGCACACUAAACAUUGUGGAGAGGCUGAGUGAGAAAUGUGGAGACAAGCUGUUGUUCUACCUCAGCAAGGCAGAUGAAGCUGGGAAGGAAACCGACAGACAGAGGGUAAUGAUGCAGAUAGUCCAGGAACUGUGUCGCCGUCCAGGUCUCAACAAAUGUGGUUUUGAAAUGCCGACAAUAUACAUCCCCAAUCCACAGAAGCCGAGCAGGUGUGUGAACCAGAUCGAUGCGGUUUGUCAGACCAUCGAGAAAACCAUCAACCAGGCCGUUCAGAAGACCUUGGAUCAGCUGGAGAAAGACUGUGACCUAAUUUGCUCCACCAUCAGCAACAGACUAGAGCAGGACAGGGCUGAUGUGACUUACAAGAGAAACAUCCGUCUUCACUCGUUCUUGUGUGGUGCUCUGGGCAUUUUUCUUCCUCUCCUCUUCAUCCUCAGUUUGAUUGUGAACACCUUCUCCAAAGAACAGCUGGAUGAGCUAUUGGGUGAAGGGCCAGCUCGCACCCUCACUGUCCUCGCAGGAAUAGUCAUGUAUUUAUGGGACUGGAUACCAGAAGACGGACAGGUUAUGUUUGUGAUCAUUUUGGGGGCUUUUUGCUACCUCCUGCUUUUCCUAGCAAAGUAUUUUGCAGGGUAAGUGUGACAAGUACAUCAGCAACUAUUUGUUUUAUAGUUAAUUGUUUAAGUCACAUUUUUCUAUAGUACAUGAAUUGGUUUCAGCUUCUGAAUUUGGAAGGUUUUCACGAAUCAGUCUAAACUCUUGUUUGGGGUUUUGGACUGUUGAUUGGACAAAUAAAAAAAUUUAAAAGACAUGUUGAAAUCCUGAUGGACACACC